Manis pentadactyla (Chinese pangolin) is the source of this 9198-nucleotide messenger RNA. RefSeq names its product ras responsive element binding protein 1 (gene RREB1). NCBI's taxonomy places the organism in Eukaryota, Metazoa, Chordata, Mammalia, Pholidota, Manidae. Gene Ontology annotation, cellular component: nucleus. The record is from RefSeq and is a predicted model, not a curated record. The coding region runs from base 1924 to 7302 and encodes 1792 amino acids. The transcript has 14 exons. Gene Ontology annotation, molecular function: DNA-binding transcription activator activity, RNA polymerase II-specific; RNA polymerase II cis-regulatory region sequence-specific DNA binding. Gene Ontology annotation, biological process: regulation of transcription by RNA polymerase II.
GCAUUUCUUUCUUCAUUCAGUGUUAUUGAUAUAAAAGUAACAUACAGUACUGUGUAAGUUUAAGGUGUACAGCACAAUCCUUUGAUAAAUUGGGAAUCUGCAUUUCUAACAAAGGUCUAUGAUGCAUUCUUUGGGUUGGUUGUGCUGGAAGGGUCAGUAGUAGAACUCCCCACUGAUGAGCUGAGACUGUAAGGUUUCCUCUGCAUAGUGUUUGCUGACUUUUUGAUUUAUACAGUUUUGGCUGCUCACUCCCCUUCUCCAACCCCGACUGCUUCCUUCCCAUACCUUGUUGGAACCCAGACCCUGAAAGUGUGGGCUUCCCAGCCAGAGUGUCCUCCUGCUCCUGGCCUAUAUCUGGUGUGCAUGGAAGCAGAAGUAACCCAGAGUCUGGGUUCACGUUGGUUGGUCAGGUGGAUCCCGCCACUGGGACGAGACUGGGCUGUCUGCGGUUUCAGGCAGAGCCUGGUGGCCUCCUUCCAGGCCUCUUCCUACUUCAGGAACACAAGGGGGUGGGAUGUGGAGCCCCCAUCCCUUUGCUCUGCAAGGGCAGAGAGUGGCUGCAAACUCUUGCCUGUGCGGUGAGCUUGAUAGCUGGGGUGGAAGUCCAGGCCUGCCUCCUGCCGGAGAGGGCAAGGCAGCGGUGGAGUGGGCAGGCCGGCCUCAGCAGUGUGGAAGGGCCGAAGCGAUGCGGCACUUUGUGAGAAGUCAGGGAAUGUGACUGAGGGAGCGCAAAUGUUCUCCCAAGCCUGUGUCGAGAGCAGCGGAAUUUAGAAACUGGAUCCACAUUGCCUGCCACCUUGGUCUUACACCUCAUCUGCACGGCAGGACUAAUCCUCAUCAGGUGGUGGCCAGGAGGAUUAUUGGGGUGGCGCACUUAUUUAGCAUGUGGUGAGCAGUGUUCAAAAAUUGUUAGCUGCCGCCAUUCUCAUAAUGAUUAGCAUCACAGAGAGUUUGGAGCAAAGAUCCUCAGGGUGGUGGGGAUCAGGGAGGCUUUGGGUGGCAAGUGGCCCUUGAGAGAUGGGAUCGGGAGGAGUGCAGACAUGUUCUGGAGGAAGAAGCUGAACGGGGAGGUCACUGCGGCGACCGGUGGGCAGGAUGACUAGAAAGUGCACUGAGGCCAGAGCACGGGGAGCUUCAAAUGGCAGGUUUUAAAGUCUGACCGUUUCCUGUAACCUUGAGGGGAUGGGAGAUGGGAGAUAUUUUGGGGCAGAGCUCAAGACAACCCAAGGGGCGGCCCACAUACGUGGUCAUGGAAAAAAGGGUUCCGCCUUCACCUCCCCGCUGCACAUGGCUCUCUUGCUGGCAGGGCCUUCCUCAUCCAGGGCAGAAGAUCCAGAACUGGCUGGAGCAGCUCACCAGGCUGCUUGAACGUUCCGUGUGACACUUACGGCUCCGUUUGAGCAAAGCCCAUGCCAGCGAGGGGGGAGGCUGCAUGCACGGGUUGCCGCCCUAUCCAAGGCAUAGACUGAACCCUAAGCCAAGAAACACAUCAACUUCCUGGAACUCUUGAGCCCUCGUCACAGCUGUCAGCCUUCAGAGCACACGCAGGGCUGUCCUGAUGAGAGGAGAUGGUUUUGCCUCGAGCUUUGCAGACAGCGGGAGGACAGGCAUUGAUUGCUGUGGAGAGCGACACCUAGUCUGGUUGCUCUGACUCUGCUCCAGUGGUGGUGGCUUUGAGGUGUGACCCUCUCCACGUUUGGGCCCAGCCAGUGCCAGCUCCUCAGUAAGGAGGGCCAGCUUGAUAAGGCGAAGGAAACAGUGUCAACGAGUGAUUCCAAGAGAAGAAAACAAGAAGUGAACACAAGCCCGUCCUACUACGCGUGGAUGAUAGCUAUAGCAGGGGAAAAUCUCGUAGUGUAUCAGUUGGGGCAGAAAAUGGAGUUCCGUGGCAGAGGCUUCUUAGAAGCUUAAAGCCUUGUCCCAAUGACGUCAAGUUCACCCGUUGGCUUGGAAGGCCCAGACUUGGCUUCCAUCAACACCAUGAUGUCCGCGGUGAUGAGUGUAGGGAAGGUCGCCGAGAAUGGCGGGAGCCCCCAGAGCGCCAAGGCCCCCACGAAGCCGCCAGGACCGAAUCGGAUCGGCAGAAGGAACCAGGAAACAAAAGAGGAGAAGUCUUCCUAUAACUGUCCCCUGUGUGAGAAGGUUUGCACUACACAGCAUCAGUUAACUAUGCACAUUCGCCAGCAUAACACGGACACUGGAGGGGCAGACCACUCAUGCAGCAUCUGCGGGAAGUCUCUGAGCUCGGCCAGCUCCCUGGACCGCCACAUGCUGGUGCACUCUGGCGAGAGGCCGUACAAGUGCACAGUGUGCGGCCAGUCUUUCACCACCAAUGGGAACAUGCACAGACAUAUGAAGAUUCAUGAGAAGGACCCUAACAGUGCUACAACCUCAGCCCCUCCGUCCCCACUGAAGCGCAGGAGGUUCUCCUCCAAAAGGAAACUGAGUCAUGAUGCCGAGUCGGAGAAAGAAGACCCAGCACCUGCUAAAAAGAUGAUAGAAGAUGCGCAGUCGGGUGACUUGGACAAAAAGGCUGACGAAGUAUUCCACUGCCCGGUAUGUUUCAAGGAGUUUGUUUGCAAGUAUGGACUGGAGACCCACAUGGAGACCCACUCAGAUAACCCACUAAGAUGUGACAUUUGCUGCGUCACCUUUCGAACACAUCGAGGAUUGCUGCGCCACAAUGCACUUGUCCACAAACAGCUUCCCAGGGAUGCGAUGGGAAGGCCUUUCAUACAGAACAACCCCUCAAUUCCUGCUGGCUUCCACGACUUAGGAUUCACUGACUUCUCCUGUAGGAAGUUUCCUCGAAUUUCUCAGGCCUGGUGCGAAACAAACCUGCGGAGGUGUACCAGCGAGCAGCAGCGUUUCGUCUGCGACACGUGUGACAAGGCGUUCCCCAUGCUCGCCUCGCUCACCCUGCACAAGCAGACCCACGCCACCACGGACCAGGGACGGGAAAGGCUGCAGGCCAAGCCCCUGCCUGGUGACGCCCUGGACCAGAAGGCCUUCCUGGCCUUCCUGGGCCUGCAGCACACCAAAGACGUCAGGCCUGCCCCCUCUGAGGAGCCCCUGCCCGAUGACAACCAAGCAAUACAGCUCCAGACACUCAAUUGUCAGCUACCUCAGGACCCCGGCUGCACCAACAUGCUGAGCCUGUCUCCUUUUGAAGCUGCUUCCCUGGGCGGUUCUUUCACGGUCCUCCCGGCCACCAAGGAGAGCAUGAAGCACCUGUCCCUACAGCCUUUCCAGAAGGGCUUCAUCAUCCAGCCCGACAGUAGUAUUGUGGUCAAACCCAUCUCCGGUGAGUCGGCCAUUGAGCUGGCAGACAUCCAGCAGAUUCUGAAGAUGGCAGCCUCAGCUCCCCCUCAGAUCAGUCUUCCGCCCCUCUCCAAGGCCCCUGCCACCCCUCUGCAGGCGAUUUUCAAACACAUGCCCCCUCUGAAGCCAAAGCCCUUGGUCACACCGCGGACAGUGGUGGCCACCUCCACGCCUCCUCCUCUCAUCAAUGCCCAGCAGGCCUCCCCCGGCUGCAUCAGCCCCAGCCUGCCCCCGCCACCCCUGAAGCUCCUCAAGGGCUCGGCAGAGGUGGCCUCCCACGCCCACCUGCUGCAGUCCAAGUCCGCGGCCCAGCCAAGCAUGGCCACACCGCUCUUCCUUCAGCAGCCCCGGGUGGAUCUGCCCGGCCAGGCCGAGAUAAAGACGCAGCUGGAGCAGGACAGCAUCAUCGAGGCCCUGCUGCCCCUGAGCAUGGAGGCCAAGAUCAAGCAGGAGAUAACAGAGGGGGACCUCAAGGCCAUCAUGACGGGACCCGGCAGCAAGAAGACGCCAGCCAUGCACAAGGUGCUCUACCCCUGUCGCUUCUGCAACCAGGUGUUCGCCUUCUCCGGGGUGCUGCGCGCGCACGUGCGCUCCCACCUGGGCAUCUCGCCCUACCAGUGCAACAUCUGCGACUACAUUGCCGCCGACAAGGCUGCGCUCAUCCGCCACCUGCGCACGCACAGUGGCGAGCGGCCCUACAUCUGCAAGAUCUGCCACUACCCCUUCACCGUCAAGGCCAACUGCGAGCGGCACCUCCGCAAGAAGCACCUCAAGGCCACCCGCAAGGACAUCGAGAAGAACAUCGAGUACGUGACCAGCAGCGCCGCCGAGAUGGUGGAUGCCUUCUGCUCCCCCGACACGGUGUGCAGGCUGUGCGGAGAAGACCUGAAGCACUACCGCGCGCUGCGCAUCCACAUGCGCACACACUGCGGCCGCGGCCUGGGCGGCUGCCCCAAGGGCCGCAAGCCCUUCGAGUGCAAGGAGUGCAGCGCCGCCUUCUCGGCCAAGCGCAGCUGCAUCCACCACGUCCUCAAGCAGCACCUGCACGUUCCUGAGCGCGACAUUGAGAGCUAUGUCCUGGCCGCCGAUGGCCCAGGCACCGCCGGGGUGCCCGCAGAGACCUCGGGGAAGAUAGAGGAGGGUGGUGGGGCCUUUGGCGAGCGGAAACCCCCAGCCACCUUCCUGGAACCCCAAAACGGCUUUCUUCAUGGCAGCCCCACCCAGUCUCUGCCUCCCCACGUCUCAGUCAAGUUGGAGCCCACCAGCAACUUUACAGUGGACUUCAACGAGCCCCUGGACUUCUCCCAGAAGGGCCUGGCCCUGGUCCAAGUGAAGCAGGAAAACGUGGUCUCCUUCCUCAGCGCCUCUUCCUCGGCCCCCUAUGACAGCUCUAUGGAGCCCAUCGACUUGUCCAUCCCCAAGAACUUCAGGAGGGGAGACAAAGACGAGGCUGCUCCCAGCGAAGACGGCCGACACGAGCAGGAGCCGGAGAGCCGCGAGCAACCCUCCCCCUGCCCACCGCCUUGCCCUGCCCUGCCGGUGACCUUGGCACCCAGUGGGAUCCUGGAAAAUCUUGUGGCCCCUGCGGCAGCAGCCGCGGCUCUGGAAGCGCACCCCCAGCCCCUGCAGGGUUCCGUCCAGCUGGCAGUCCCCAUCUACUCCUCGGCCCUGGUCAACAGCUCGCCGGUCCUGGGCAACUCCGCCCUCAUCAGCAGCCCAGCCUUGCUGCGGCCACUGCGCCCCAAGCCCCCCCUGCUCUUGCCAAAGCCCUCCGUCACAGAAGAGCUACCCCCACUGGCCUCCAUCGCCCAGAUCAUCUCAUCUGUGUCUUCGGCUCCCACCUUGCUGAAAACUAAGGUGGCUGACCCGGGGCCCACAAACACUGGCAGUAACACCGCAGCUCCAGACAGCCUAGGAGGCACCGUCCCCAAAGCUGCCCCCGCCCCCACCAGCACCACAAGCCCAAAAGAAUCCAGUGACCCAUCCCCUGCUGCCAGCAGCCCUGGAGCAGCGUCCCCCACCGAACAGGGGCCAACUGGCUUGUCAAAGAAGAGGGGCCGGAAAAGGGGGACGAGGAGCCGGCCCCGCGCCAGCAGCGGUGGGGUGGAUCUGGACUCCAGCGGGGAGUUUGCCAGCAUUGAGAAGAUGCUGGCCACCACGGACACCAACAAGUUUAGUCCAUUUCUGCAGACGGCAGAGGAUGAUGCUCAGGACGAGGUGGCCAGAGCCUCUGCAGACCACAACGGGCCCAGUGAUGAAGAGCAGGGCAGCCCUCCGGAAGACAGGCUGCUGAGGGCAAAGCGGAACUCUUAUGCCAACUGCCUGCAGAAGAUCAGCUGUCCCCACUGCCCCCGGGUCUUCCCUUGGGCCAGCUCCCUCCAGAGGCACAUGCUCACGCACACUGGUCAGAAACCCUUCCCUUGUCAAAAAUGCGAUGCCUUCUUUUCUACCAAAUCUAACUGUGAACGCCACCAGUUGCGCAAACACGGAGUUACCAACUGCUCCCUGAGAAGAAACGGGCUUAUCCCCCAGUCAAAAGAGAGUGAUGUUGGACCCCAUGAUAGCACAGAUAGCCAGUCAGACGUGGAGUCAGCCGCGGGAGGUGAAGUGCUGGACCUGACCUCCCGGGAGAAGGAGCAGCCCGCGUCAGAGGGAGCCUGUGAGCCCUGCCCGGGCAAGGAGGAGCCCCCCGCGGAGGAGGUGAGGCCCGGAGCAGCCUCGCCUGUGGACGGGGAUGGGAGGGGAGCCCAGGAGAGCCAGGAGCAGGAGGGAGAGCGUGUGGAGGACAGGGACGAGGACACAGACAGCCCGGAGGAGGACACCGUCAGCAACAAGAGCCUGGACCUCAACCUCGCCAGCAAGCUGAUGGGCUUCAAGCUGGCCGAGGGCGCUGCGGGCAGUGGGGGCGCCACCCAGCCCGACCAGAAGCACGCCUGCGACAUCUGCGGCAAGAGCUUCAAGUUCCUGGGGACCCUGAGCCGCCACAGAAAGGUGCACAGCCACGAGGAGCCCCCGGAGGAGGACGCGCCCCCCACAGAGGGCCAGGACGCAGGUGGAGUGGCCGAGGGGCCCAGCCCAGCCGCCGUGCCCGAGGAGAACCCUGCCGACUCCUGGGCCCCGGAGCCCACGGCUGACGGGGCGGCCGAGAAGCACAGCGAGGAGGUGGAGGGUGCCUCCGACGGGGAGGGAGCGGCCGAGAAGAAGUUCUCGGAGAAGAGUGACGAAGACAAGAAGCCAAAGACAGACUCCCCCCGAAGCGUGGCCAGCAAGGCGGACAAGAGGAAGAAGGUCUGCAGCGUGUGCAACAAGAGGUUCUGGUCCCUGCAGGACCUGACCCGUCACAUGCGGUCGCACACGGGAGAAAGACCGUACAAAUGUCAGACCUGCGAGCGAACCUUUACCCUGAAGCACAGCCUGGUUCGCCAUCAGCGGGUCCACCAGAAAGCCAGGCAUGCCAGACACCACGGGAAGGACAGCGACAAGGACGAGCGGGCAGAGGAGGACAGCGAGAGCGAGUCUGCCCACAGCGGUCACAACGCCGUCUCGGAGAGCGAGGCCGACUCAGUUCUGCCCGCCACCAGCCACGUGGCCGUCACCCGGAGCCGGAAGGAGAGCCUGGCCAACGCCGCCAGGGAUCCCAGCCGCCGCCGGGAGGAGCGGGUGGCUGGUCGGACAGCUGGUACCAGCCAGGCUGACACCAGCAAGAGUGCUGCCAGGGCGUCUCCCGCUGGCAGCCCCGAGGAGCAGGCGUCUCGGGGGGACCCCGACCCGGAGAGCCCGGCGGCCCUCCUGCAGGACCUGCUGGAGCUCCAAGUUCAUCAGUUUGCUGGUCUCUGCAGUCAGCAGAAACAAAUGGGCAAUAUUUGUCCUGGGAGACCCAGGCUGCCCCUGGGUCCCCAUUUAAGUGUCUGCCUGCAGCUUUCCUCAGCACCCUCGGGUGGCAGUUCUUCUACUGUAUUUAGACAAGCCUUUCUUCCGUGACUGCAGAAUCCAGCAGGGGCCGUGAACAGUCCCGCAACACACAGCCAGGAAGCAGCUCAGAGAGGGGACAGCGAGGGUGCGUGUGCCUGGGCUUCUGAGAAAGCCAGGCAGUGAGGAGGCCUGUCACUCACUGGUCUUCCUGCCAAACCUGACCCGGGCCUUACCCACCUGUGCUACUGUCCUUUGCAAAGCGAGGAAAUACUACUACUGGUAAUAAAACUGCACAUGCAAGAUUGAAGAUGAGAACUAGGUGUAUAUUUACCUUCCUGCGAUUUGGGGUUGGUGCUUGAAGAUUAACUUGCUGUUUCCAGGUUGUCAAAGAGCCUGAACCCCUGGGUGCAAAGAGGCAGGAUUUUUUCAGGAGCAUCCUACGUAGGCCGUAGACUUCCCUCACUACAGCUGCCAGCAGUGAAAAGAAAUCGAUCCUACUGUAGCUGAGCUCGCGCUCAGCAUCCUGGCCUUGAGCCGAGACCUUGAGGAUGCCCAAGCCUUAGGGCUGCCAGGGGCCCCCCACUGCUCAGACCUUCUUGCCUCCCCCUAGGGGAGCCAGCCCUGCCUCUGCCCACCUGUCUGAGCAUCCCUGCCCUUCCUGGCCCUCCGUGCUCUUCCUCUCCUGGAACGUGUGCACGCAGGGACACUCAGCCCCAUUUCCCUCUGCGUCCUCACCUGGUGGCCAAAAUCCUACCACCCAGACUUCAAAGGAAGAUGCAUAUUCUUCAGAUAUCUUUGCAUGUGAAAGGAAAAAGUUUGAGUAUAUAUGAUUUUUAAUUGUAUUAGGGAUGUAUGAACCAGUUUCAAAAUGAGGUUUUAUUUUCUCUAGAUGAAUACAGAUCAGAACCAGUGAUCCCCCAGGGUCACUUUAUAGCGAGUGUGGUCCUACGUAAAACCAGUUCAGGCAUCCCUUAAUUUUUUAUGACAAUUGUUGUUAUUAUUAUUUGGGGUUUCUUGUGUUUGUUUUUCUCUGCAACUCUCCGCACUAGAACCCGCUGCCUUGCGGGGAGAGGCCAUGACUGAGCUCUGCGCUGCGGUGGGAUGUAGGCAGAUCUGGUUCCCACCGCCCAGCGGGGCUGCAGCUCGCAAUAAUCACGACUGAUUCAAAGCUUUAUUUAGCCCUCAUCUGUGCCCUCUUAGUCGAUAAGGUCUUGCCACAUUUUAUUAGUGAGGUUGACAAACGUAUUAUUUGUUGUUCUGCCUCUCCCCCUCCUCUGCCCCCCCCCCCCCGCCCCGGUAUUAAACUGUGAAAUCUGUGAUUUGUUUAAAACUCUGGGUGAAUCAUAGCUUAGUGUGCAUGUCCAGCUAAUUUGUUUCUAUUCAUUUUGUUUGAUUCUCUUUCUCCUUCUCUCAGGGCUUUUACAAAAAGAUAUAUAUAUAUGGAUCUCUGAAAAGUUUUUUUUUGAGGUGCAAGUUUUUCUCUUUUGUUUUUCUCUUUGAUUUGUGGACACAAUGCUGAGAUUCAAUCACUACAUGAAACUCCUGGCUGUGAAAACAAAAAACCCAGGGCUAUUUCCUGAACAGCCCCGGGGAAGCUACGUGCAGUCGGACGCCUGUUUUUGAACGAUUCAUGUACCCUCCAUUUCUCUUGUCUCUUUCCUCUCCUCUUUCUUCAAGAAGGAAGUUGAUCCUAGUGAUUUCAGCCCAUGCAUUAAACAGGAAACAAUAAUAAAUGUGUAGAACUCAUAUUUUUCUAAAGGGAACUUAAAAACUGCUGCUACAUGUUAUGUACAAAACUGGUUUAUGCCACAUGAACAGAAUCACAAGUUUGGUUUUGGUACUUUUUGUUCCUCUUUGUAUUCAGUUGUAUAGUACUUCCAAAUUCAGAAUGAGAAGAAAAGCUGUUCUGUAUCAAACCAUCUAAGCAAUAAAUGUUAUAUUUUAAAAACAGCAGCUUGCUCAUCA